AUGGCACAGAUCAAACAGAAAUACACCCAGAGUAACGGUCGCAGACCUUUCGGCGUCUCUACGCUUAUCGUUGGAAUAAACCAAGACGGGACUCCUCACUUAUACCAGACGGAUCCAUCUGGGACACACUUCGAGUGGCUGGUAACGUCGAUAAACCUUUAUAAUCAUCCAAAAAUCAGGCGAACGCGAUUGGGAAGAAUUCUAAGGCAGCACGCGAGUUCCUCGAGAAAAACUACUCCGCGGGCGCGGUUGCGACGGAAGAAGACACCAUAAAAAUGGCUGUCAAGGCCCUCGUCGAGGUUGUCCAGACUGGCGCAAAGCACAUGGAAUUAGCGGUUAUGCGCGCCAAAAAACCUACAAAGCCCGGUGAUUCGUUUGUAGAAUGGAAGGUAUGUUUCGGAACCACUUCAUUCCAAAGCCUUUUAAUGUUCAUAGUUUUGGUCCCAUCACUGUUAGCGCGUCAUGCAGGUUUCAAACUCUGGUACGGCAAAAUAGAUGUCCUUUUUAAUAAUAUUACUAGUUCGGAAGUAGCAUUUGCAAUGUGAAACUUUUUUGCACGGCCUCGCUUGAACAUUUUCUAGUACAUCGAAACUUAAUGACCAAUAUCUACAUCUACAGUUUACAGUUAUUUAGGGCACCAGUGUUAGACUUAUUCUGAUGUCAGCCUUUUAUUCCACUCAGUGUACAGGGACGAGUGAACUUUGUCCAAUCGAGAUUUGUGUCGAGUUAAUAACCAAAAUCCCAUUGUGGAGUAUUUUUUUACUUGUAUUCAGUAUCUGAAUGCUUGCGAGCCUUUAAACCGUUCGUAAGGGUGAAAUCUCGGUUUAUAAAACUGUUACUGGAUUCCAUUGCAGUCUCCGAAUGAACUCGUUUAAAGCUGCCAAAUUGCUCAGUCCGACCUUUCAAACACAGUAAUACUGCAAAUCCAGCAAAGCGGACAGGAUGGACCAGUCUACGUCGACUAGUUUUGUCCGAUACCCAACACCAACCGGGCGUUCUUGCCUUCACCUUAUUGGGUCCUUGUAAUCUUUGAGUAGAUGGUAAAAGUUUAUUUAAACGCGUAACCAAAGCCACUAGCCCUAAAUCAUGCUUUUUACGCGGACAAAAGUAGCUUUCACCUGAUCUGUUAACUCUGACGACAAGAAAUUUCGGUCAGACUGUGCGGUAGCUUUAAACCUGCACCCAGCCAGUCAAAUAUAUCUAAACACCAGUCACUAUGUUUUUCAGUGAGGGUGGCAUGGUAACAUUUCAUUAGCUCCGUUACGCACGCUAAAUGACAGCAUUCUGCCCCUUGAAUAAACCCGAUGGUUGUGCACCGAACGCACCCCUCCUACUGACGACUUUCUUUCACUUGUAAAACUCGGUUCUGUUUAUGGUAUUUCAGAUGCACAUUAUCUUGACCAACAGUGUUAACUGCUCGGCCGACCGAUCGUUAAGUUUGUCUCUUAAGUUGUGAGUAUAUUCAAGGAACCACAAUAAUCACCACCGGAUUCCGUUUAGGAGUAAGGGCAAUACACCAGUAGAGGUGUAUUUUGUACGGGCUCGGUGAUUCUCAGAGCCGCUGACGCGCAGCCGGCUCGGGAUCCGCGCGUGCGUUUCGUCUUCUUGAGUCACGUAAGCGUGAAUGUAUAAGCAUUACCUGAGAGUCAGUAUCAGCUUAUUUGAUUGGGUAGUAGCCGAUUUUUUGGGCGUCUGUGAGUGGCUGUCCCAGAGGCUGCAUAUGCGCACGUUCCGACCGCUCAGGAGCCGUGAGGACAUGCUUCCUAGCCCGGCGUGGCUGCCAGAGGCGGAAGCCGUAUACGUGCGAGGCGCAGCAAACUUCAUGAGCCGCUCGACGGAUAUUUUGGAAUUUCUGCAGGUUUAAUUUUCUGGGGAUGGCCAAUUCCCAGUGUCAAUCUGUAAUUGGUCGUAGACACAACCAAGAACUACGCUGAUUAUUCAGGUCCCUGGAUGUUCACAGAAGACAUAUUUUUAGCAUUCUCCAACCAAUCGUUUGGUAGUCCUGGGAGCACGAGUGUUGGACACUGGUAUUUGUUGAGAAAAUGCGUUGCAUGUACAAUCCAGUGAAUUGGUGGUUGCGUGUAAGGCGAGGAAUGACAAAGAACCCUGUUUUAGUCGAAACGUUCGAAACAUCCUGCGUAACGCUGUUGAAGUCGCAUACAUCUGCAGCACGAAGGGCCAGUAGAGCCUGCUUGCGUCCUGAUAUUUACGCAACCACUGAAGAAAUUGACGUUGGUAAGCGCACGUUUUCAUUUAUUCAUACUCAUGCCUGUGCCAUAAUACGCGACAUGUGGGGACGGCGCAUGGUUAAGAACAUCCAGGGGUGAUGAGAGUAUUUAAACGUUUGGCAGUCUAGACAUCUAGUAUCGAGUUCCAGGACGAAACAUCCGUCAGUGGUUGCAAGUCACUGACAGAUAUUUCACCGCUUGGCUGCUAGAAAUUUUUGCAGAAUUUUGCCUUUGAAUUCAUCGCGGUCCCGUUGCAGUCUUCAACAAUAACAUGCUUUUUCUUCACCGUUGAUAAUUCGAAAAAGGCUCACAAUGAGUCGCGUUCGAUUGCGCGUUUGACUUGUAAGAAUUAGAACACCCCAGCUCAGAAAAGCAGUUAGUCUCAAUAAUUUGACCUAUCGUAAUCAACAUAGGGGAACGUGCGUCUGUUUUUUUUUUCACAGAAAUGAGCCAGACUUGAAUGGAAAUGACUCUACUAUCGGUUUUUGUAUACAGUAGACAUCGGUAAUUCGCCUUAGCAUUUUUUCGGUGAAAAUAUAUCAUCCCUGUUUCGUCUUAUAACAAGAGUAGGCCAGUAAGCGCCGUACUUAGAUGAUUUUAAUAAUCUCGACCAUUCUCACCAGUAAGUUUGUAUACAUUUCAAGUGGUAGGGCAUUUAAUUUACAGACGCCCGAUGACUAACCAACUGGGGUACAAAUCUUAGGUGUCGGCAAAAGAGCCGGAAACGGCCCCUCCGAGCAUUCUUUUGUCAGAAACAAAUCUCCACUUUCGUUGCUUUGUGACCUUCUCAGAAUUCCUUGCAGUCACUUGGAGCCAUAACUAAUUGAAUUUGGAUCUUGUUGACAACAAUCGACAGGACGUGCAUGCGUAGUUCUAGUGCUAGAACUUUUGACUCAAAGGUUUGAUAGCCAACGGACUCAAUUUCAAGUUUCAGACAUCCACCUGUUGUUGCGGCGCGACCAGCUAUCACGAGAUAUCACGCUAUAGCCUUGACAUAGAACUGCGAGUAACUUUUUGACCAACUCCGGUGCUUAACUAGUAAAGUGCGCCUAGUGGCUGACUCGAACGUCUGAGGGGCUAACACAGGCAACUACGUUCUUGUCCAUUAUAUUUUUCGGGACAGCUAUUUUCUCCCCAGUAACAGUGUCCACCUCUCUUGUUUUACAAAUUUACUUCAUAUCAGCGUGUUGGUUACAGUUGAAGGUCUGUAAAACCUCGCCAUCACAUUUUCUUUACUCGUAACUUAUAAUGUGGAGCUCUCCCACCGAGCCAGGUUUCGAAUAUCUGACUGUUAUUUGUCAUUUAUUGAGUACCAGGUUCUAUUAUACAUUUGGUUCUCAAAAAACUUACAUUCCUUGCCCUGUCGGGCAUAUUUGUUCAGGUGCUUUCGUAAAAUCGUUUCUCACCCGACCCUCUUCUAGAUGCUCAAUUAUGAAGAGAUUGAUAAGUACGUCCAAGCCAUUGAAAAGGAACGCGAAGAAGAGGCAGAGAAGAAGAAACAGAAGAAAGAAGCGGCUGGUGGAUCUUAUUAA
Messenger RNA from Spirometra erinaceieuropaei, 3760 nucleotides. Lineage: Eukaryota; Metazoa; Platyhelminthes; Cestoda; Diphyllobothriidea; Diphyllobothriidae. The record is from the annotation of a GenBank genome assembly.